Molecule: messenger RNA, 1482 nt
Organism: Plenodomus lingam JN3
Lineage: Eukaryota; Fungi; Ascomycota; Dothideomycetes; Pleosporales; Leptosphaeriaceae
Molecular function (GO): iron ion binding; oxidoreductase activity, acting on paired donors, with incorporation or reduction of molecular oxygen; monooxygenase activity
Source: RefSeq, a predicted model, not a curated record
AUGUCUCUAAUUCAGAUAUUUGUCUCUGUUAUCGCCACUCUCCUCCUCUACGUGAUCGCAAAUGCCAUCUAUAGGCUUUACUUUCAUCCUCUAAGAAACUUCCCAGGUCCGAUAAUUAGCGCCGCCUCACGUAUCCCAUGGCAUAUUGCAACAUGGUCGGGCACUCGUGACCAUGUUCUGAUUGAACUACAUGCAAAGUACGGACAUGUUGUGAGGAUCAACCCAAAUGAGUUGAGUUUUACGCAGGCAGAUGCUUGGAAAGACAUCUACGGACAUGGCACCAAGAAUACACGAGGAACUCUUCCUGAAAAGGACUGGGCAAAGUACAACAGGGGUAUCAAUGGAGCAUCAAGCUUGGUCAAUGCAAGCCCUGAGGACCAUGGUCGUAUGCGUAAAAUCUUUACCCCUGCUUUCUCAGAUCGAGCUCUCAAACAGCAGGAACCCCUGUUAAUGAAGUACAUCGAUCUUCUCGUGUCAAAAUUGAGAGAAGGACUGCAGGAAAUCCCAGAAAAGAAGUGGGACAUGGUGAGAAUGUACAACUUCACCACUUUUGACAUUAUGGGCGACAUCACCUUUGGAGAACCCCUACACAUGCUCGAAAAUGCAGAAUACGACCCCUGGGUUCGCGCAAUUCUCGCUGGCCUCAUCUUCAGCGCUCGUCUAGAGAUUUUCAGCGGAUACAAGUACUUCUGGUCUGUCUUUCGCACCAUGAUGCGGCGAAUGAACCGUCGCCGCCGAACUCACCUCUCGCACUCUAUUGACCGUGUCACCAAGCGUCUCGAAAAGGGAAGAGAUUCACAAGGCGUCGACUUGUGGGAUCUUGUGCUCGGGCAAAAAGAAGGCAGGGGCCUCAGCCGGGCUGAAAUGGACUCUAAUGCAGCGCUGUUCAUGGUCGCUGGAACGGAGACGACAGCAACAUUGGUCAGCGGUUUGACCUACUACCUACUCAGAAAUCCUGCGGCUAUGCAAAAGCUAGUCGAGGAAAUCCGCACCACGUUCUCUAAUGACAGCGACAUGAUAAUGGAAAAACUAGCCGCACUACCCUAUCUCAACGCCUGCAUCAAGGAGACAUUCCGCAUAUACCCUCCUGUACCUCUUACCAUGCCUCGAGUAGUACCCGAAGACGGAAGUACAAUCGUAGGGCAAUUCAUCCCACCAGGCACAAGUGUCGGUAUUCCCCAGCACGCCACGUAUAUGCAACCAAGGAACUUUACAAUGCCAACGCAAUAUGUACCUGAGCGUUGGCUUGGCGAUGAACGAUUCGAGCGAGAUCAAAGACAUGCGGUCCAGCCUUUUUCCGUGGGGACGCGGGAUUGCAUUGGCAAGAACAUGGCAUAUCACGAGAUGCGUCUUCUCAUUGCCAAGGUAUUUUUCAACUUUGAUAUCGAACUGUGUCCUGAGAGUAGGGAUUGGAGCGAUCAACGCACGUUUGUGCUUUGGCAGAAGAAACCGUUGAUGUGCAGAUUGAAGGCUGUGAGGUAG